Penaeus monodon (black tiger shrimp) is the source of this 417-nucleotide messenger RNA. Its product is annotated as troponin C, isoallergen Bla g 6.0301-like. Gene Ontology annotation, molecular function: calcium ion binding. The record is from RefSeq and is a predicted model, not a curated record. NCBI's taxonomy places the organism in Eukaryota, Metazoa, Arthropoda, Malacostraca, Decapoda, Penaeidae. The coding region runs from base 87 to 392 and encodes 101 amino acids. The transcript has 3 exons.
UCAUAAUACUUAUCUUUACCUAUCCAUACCCAUUCACUUACAUAAAUCCUCUUUUUCUGUUUCAGAAUGACAUCGACGAAAAAACGAUGCACGCUCUUCGCAAGGCCUUUGCAUCAGUGGACAAGACAAGAAGUGGCUUCGUAGACAUCAAAGACAUUGAGGGAAUCUUCAACAAUAUGGGGACCGCCUUCGAUAUCGACGACCUGAAUGCGACGAUUAAAAGAGUCGACAUUGAUAACGACGGCAAGAUCAACUUCGACAAGUUCGUGAUCAUCGCCUCCAACUUUUUGCAAGAUGAUGACGACGAGACCAUAACGAAUGAGCUGAGGGAAGCCUUCAGACUCUACGAUAAAGAAGGUUUGGAUUCACGGACGUACCUCUUUGUGUUGUAGAGGUUCAUUAUUAUUAUUUUGCCUU